AGUUCAGGCAUUGAUUCGUUUUCUAAUACCGAGAAAUAGAGAGAUUCGUCUCAAUCGCCGGAGAAGUUGAUCUGAGUUCGAGAGAUACUUCGAUUCAGUAGCCGGAGGUGAAGGAGGAGGAGGUGAAGAUGCGGAUCAACGUCAAUACAAUCGCUCGAAAAGUCGAUGUCGAUAAUCGGAUUCCUAUCCGUUAUUACUACCGAAUUGCCGAUAAUCUCCUCAAACAGGCAAAUAUUUAUCGAGAGGAAAAGAAUAUUGUAGAUUUGUUCAUAAUACUAUUAAGAUAUUCAAGUUUGGUGUCUGAAACUAUACCAUUCCAUCGGGAUUACCAAGCAUUGUUACUGAAGGAGAAAGUAACUUACAAGAAGAGACUGUUAGCUGUACUUGAUGAGCUUGAAUCUUUGAAACCAGAGUUUCUCUGUCAAGUGGAUGAACUGCAUAGAGCUCAUGCAGGGGCUCAACUGCUUGAACAAGAUUGCCAAGAUAAGGCAUCACACAGCUCGGUUACGCCAUCUUAUUUAGAAUGGCCUGGUGUCAAUAGAGGAACUAUUUCAAGUAUGGAUAUUAAGCAGCCUGCCAAUGUUGCAAUUCAGUCUUCAUGGAAGCAUAAUAAUGACCGCACUCAAAUUAAUUUUGCAAACAUGGCCCAUUUUGACAAGCAGUUCCGGAAGUUGUCUCUUAACCUGCCUCCUCCAAACAAAGAAACAUUAUCUAGACACUCAAUUUUAGGCCCUAAUGGUCUUCAAGGCCAGUGGCAUGGACCAAGCAUGGAGAUAAAAGUUCAUUAUCCAAGCAAUAUGGACUUGAUGCCUGCUGAAAAUUCAAGCCUGAAUCAGGCUGGACAAUUUAAUACUCUGGCACCGAAAGAUGGUGAUCUGGGGGGUAUUUCUUCAACUAUGGAGUCAGUGCUCUCCUUAGAUGAUGGUCCAUGGUCGUGUCCUUUUGAAGAAUUAUGCCCCCCCUUGAUUAAUGAAGCAAGGGAGGAUCCUUUCCAGUUUGUCAGUAUCAAACAACCUUUGCCACCUCCUGUUCUCGCUGAAGUGCAGCAGGAUUAUGCUCCUAUUUCUCCAUCAAAAGUUGCAGAUCCAAGACCUGGUCCAGCAAAGCAUGCUCAAAAUGGACCACCCAGCACUAACUCUUAUCAACAUUUGCAUUUGCCAGUAACUAUGCUGGAGGAUUUCUUGAGAUUGGCUCGGGCAAAUACAGAAAAGAAUUUGGAAACAUGUGGUGUUCUUGCCGGUUCAUUGAAAAACAGGGUUUUCCACAUCACUACACUUAUAAUCCCAAAGCAGGAAUCAACAUCAGAUUCGUGUUCAACAUUAAAUGAAGAAGAAAUUUUUGAAGUUCAAGACAGAUUAUCUCUUUUCCCACUGGGGUGGAUUCAUACACACCCAACGCAGACUUGCUUCAUGUCAUCAGUUGAUCUGCACACUCAUUACUCAUAUCAGAUUAUGUUACCAGAAGCAAUCGCAAUUGUUAUGGCCCCAACUGAUGCAUCCAGUCCACAUGGCAUAUUUCAUCUCUCCGAUCCGGGUGGCGUGUCUGUUAUUCGUAAUUGUCAACAACGAGGAUUUCAUCCCCACGAAGAAACAUCAGACGGAAGCUCCAUCUAUGAGCACUGUUCUCAUGUCUUUAUGAAUCCCAAGUUAAAGUUUGAUGUUGUUGAUCUCCGGUGAGCUUGCAAAGUUGCGACGCCUAGACUUGACGAGGUAUAUAUGGGAAGUAAACUAUUUACACUUGUGCAGUCAAUCAGUCUAUGUUGUAAAUUUCAUUGAACAGAUAUGUUUCUUUAUGAAGAAAUAUAGCAUUUAUUCCAUUUAUUCCUUCAAUCAUACCCUAGGAAUUACCAACAACCAUUCUUGUUAUCUCCUAUACCGUAAGAGUUAGCUGCUGGAAUUAGUGGUAAACGCUAGAAACAUUAUCUGAUCGACAAUACCACUCAAAUAAUGUAUUCAUAGUCGUGCAAUCUUCUGCUGACUAGUACAUCCAUGGCAACAAUAAAUUAAUGUAUUGAGGAAGGCCCUGCUUUGCCGCUUUGCCGCUUUGCCAGACCUGGACAUGGGCUUGCAAUUUUAUCAAGGACAGCUUUUACUUGUCAGCUGCUGGAUGGAUGUAAAAUGUUAUGGUCUCAGCAUUUCUUGUCAAGGAACAUAUGCAUGGCGAUCUGAUCCAGACGGUUCCCAGUCCCAGGAGUUGUGUUUUCCCAGAGAUAUACAAUUGUGAUUAGGGCAUAAUGUAGUGGUCCAAAUAGCUCUGUAAUGGCAGAAAUGAUUAUCACAGUCAGCAUUUGUCAGUAUAAGUGGUUGUUGGGCAAAUAAAGAGGCUUAAAUAAA
Messenger RNA from Rubroshorea leprosula, 2333 nucleotides. The record is from the annotation of a GenBank genome assembly. NCBI's taxonomy places the organism in Eukaryota, Viridiplantae, Streptophyta, Magnoliopsida, Malvales, Dipterocarpaceae.